Messenger RNA from Lasiodiplodia theobromae, 1389 nucleotides. RefSeq names its product PIG-P domain-containing protein. Lineage: Eukaryota; Fungi; Ascomycota; Dothideomycetes; Botryosphaeriales; Botryosphaeriaceae. The record is from RefSeq and is a predicted model, not a curated record. The transcript has a single exon. Bases 1 to 1389 code for a protein of 462 amino acids.
AUGCCGCCGCAGAGCAGAGGCAAUGGCCUUCCUACAGGCUUCCACUCGAAAUCAACUCCCAAUCUCCCGACGCUCAGCUCCCUCAAUUCUGACCUAGCGCCUGCGCCAAAUCCCCCGAGUGCCAAAACCGACGCGCCCAGCAACCCGCUUUCCCCAACCGACACGGCCACCUCCCCGUCAGAACCUGCCUCAGUAGAAGACAAUCUCUCCACUGAAGACCUAUUCACGUUCGACGACGCCUCAGGAACCAGCAGCGCCUCCGAUGAUGAGUUCGACUUCGACUUCGACCGCGACAGCUCCGACCUGCCCGGCGGUCGCAGCACCAGCACCGACGGCAACGAGAAGCCCCGGCGCCAGCUAUACUCGCACGCAUCGCGCUCACACUCAGCGCUACCGCAUACGUCAUCGGCGCUGUUCCCGCCCUUCUACAACCGGCCGCCCACGCCGCUGCCACCCAGCCCAUCGCUGACGUCGCUACUACGACCAUCAUCCUUCUCGGCGCAGACGUCGCGGCCCACGACGCCCGACUCGUCCGAUGUCGAGGGCAUGACGCCCAGCGCGGGCAGCCGCCGCACCGCGAACACGUCGGCCUCGACGGCCACGAACACCACGACGACGGCGACAAAUACCACCACCACGGGCGGCGGUGGCAAUGGCGGUGGCGGCAGCGGCGGCGGCGGUACGAGCAGCAAGCGCGCUCCGAGCGCGACGUCGGGCGUGAGCGUGUCGGGCACGGGCGGUACGGGCACGCCGACGGGCAACAGCAUGGCGACGGCGUUCGCGUCGGCGACGCUGGUGCCGCGCGCCAGCCCCAAGGUGCCGACGUACGAGUACUACGGCUUCUUCAUCUACCUGGCGUCCAGCUUCGCGUUCCUGAUGUACCUGCUGUGGGCGUACCUGCCCCGCCCGUUCCUGCACCAGCUCGGCAUCUACUACUACCCGAACCGCUGGUGGGCGCUUGCCGUGCCGGCUUGGCUGGUCGUGCUGGUCAUUUAUAUCUACGUGGCCCUCGCGAGCUAUAAUCUGGGGUAUUUGACGCUGCCGAUGGGGAGCAGUGAGAAUGUUGUGGACGAUGCGGCGCAGAUUGCAACGCUGGAUUCGAGGGGCAGGGUGGUGAGGAAAGGGAAGGAUGGGAAGUUGGAGAAGGUGCCCGUGAGGAAGUCAAGUGGAAGGCAUAGCAGAGACGGGUCGAUGAAGGAUUCAAAGGGCGUCGCAGGCUAUGCGGUGGAUCCGGGAACGAAAGUGGAUUGGAAGGCCAUCUGGGGUGAGAGUACCGAUGCGGUCCUGGAUGUGCCGGUUGGUGGUGUCUGUGAAAUUCUGUAUGGCGAUGGGAGAGACACAGACGGCGAGGAUGGUGAGGUAAAUGGGUCGGUUAAUGGGGCAUUAUGA